CGCCCAGCCCAUGAGCACAUCCUCACUGCCUCCCCUCGUCUUCUCGCCCUUCCCUCCUCCAACCGUCGUCCACUACCCUCUCCCGGGGUGCGUGAAGCUCGUCCGUGCUGGUGGUCCCUGUUCUGUCUCCAUGCCUUCGUCAGCUCAACCCCUGUUCUGCUAGUUCCUGUCAGUCUUCGUCCUCUCCUUCAGUCACUGAUUCCAAAUGACCUUGGUUGCAGGGUAAAUAUAAUCCUCCGACACCCAUAAAAUCCCCAUUCACAGAGGAGAAUUCAAGCUUUGGCUUCUGAGUGGUUAUUUGGCUGAUUCUUUUGCUAUGGCUGCAAAGAUUCUUGCAAACCUAAUUGUGAUGGGCGGUGGUAUUUUGGCUAGGGCAUUUGUUCAAGCAUAUCGUCAAGCUCUUGCUAAUGCCUCAAAAAAUGGUGUUGCGCAAGAGACAAUACAGAAUACCAUUCGCAGAGCUAACAAAGUCAUGACAGAGCAAGAAGCUCGGCAGAUUCUUGGUGUUUCGGAGGAAACCCCCUGGGAAGAGAUUGUGAAGAGAUAUGACAAUUUGUUUGAAAGCAAUGCGAAGAGCGGAAGUUUCUAUCUUCAGUCAAAAGUUCAUCGGGCCAAGGAACGUCUAGAGGCUGUGCAUCAACAGAAUGGCCAGGGUACACCGACUUGAGGACCUUUGUCUUCCUUCCUUCCUUCCUUCCUUCUUUCUUUUUACACACCGCGCAACCUCAUGUCGAGAUGCUGAUUUAUAGAUAGUCUUUUGCCAGCUUGAUCUCUUGAACUUUAGCAUUAAGAGUCUUGCAUUUGCAUAGACAUUAGAUAUGGCUAAGGGCUCAAAAAAAAGUAUAUAUUAAGAAGGCUCAUGAGCCAAGUGCAGUUAGCAAUCUAACCGAUAAAAACAAUUAUCGGUUCUUCCAUCAUCCAAAGAAGAUGAUUGAUGUUGCUUCUAAUUAGUUCCAUAAAUGGCGGAAUUCUUUUUGGACUUUAUGAUCAAGACACAUGAGACUGAAUGCUAGCUGAGAAUAGCUUUUGAUUAAACAAAUUAAUAGGUAAAUCGACAUUACUUCUCAAA
Messenger RNA from Prosopis cineraria, 1069 nucleotides. RefSeq names its product mitochondrial import inner membrane translocase subunit PAM16 like 2-like. NCBI's taxonomy places the organism in Eukaryota, Viridiplantae, Streptophyta, Magnoliopsida, Fabales, Fabaceae. The record is from RefSeq and is a predicted model, not a curated record. The transcript is spliced from 5 exons. Gene Ontology annotation, cellular component: TIM23 mitochondrial import inner membrane translocase complex. The coding region runs from base 317 to 667 and encodes 116 amino acids. Gene Ontology annotation, biological process: protein import into mitochondrial matrix.